UUUACAAUCGACGUGUGAGUGCACCACAUUUUUUCAAUAUGAAUUUCUGAAUAACUUGAAUGAGAGAGAAAUUCUGUUUCUCAGCAAUGUAUGCGAGAAAGGCUAACUUCUGUUUGCUUCUAAUUGUCACCUGACUGUUUCAGCAGUAAACCUGGUAAAAAUGUACCCAACUACCAUAACACAGCUGGCACGGUCGAAUCCUUUCCAGGCUCCUCUUUUCUCCAUUAAACCAGAUCAGCAACAAGAGAGCUUGCAGAUAAAACGCAAACUUGCUGCAGCAGUUUAUGAUGAUGCAGAUGUGAGCUGUGAAUAUGGGUCAAAUAAAUAUUAUGCCCUCUGCGGCUUUGGUGGGGUUUUGAGUUGUGGUCUCACACACACAGCAGUCGUGCCCCUCGACCUCAUUAAAUGCCGCAUACAGGUGGACCCGGUUAAGUACAAGUCCAUCUUCAAUGGUUUCUCAGUGACCCUGAGAGAGGAUGGCUUUAGGGGUCUGGGCAAAGGGUGGGCUCCUACAUUCAUUGGUUACUCAAUGCAAGGCCUUUGCAAGUUCGGUUUCUAUGAAGUCUUUAAGGUGCUGUACAAUGACAUGCUUGGAGAGGAGAAUGCUUAUUUGUGGAGGACAUCAGUGUAUCUGGCCGCAUCUGCCAGCGCUGAAUUUUUUGCCGAUAUUGCACUGGCUCCUAUGGAAGCAUGUAAAGUGCGCAUCCAGACGCAGCCCGGCUACGCUAACACCCUGAGAGAGUGCGGCCCCAAAAUGCAUGCUGAGGAGGGGCUAAAAGCGUUCUAUAAAGGUGUUUAUCCCUUGUGGCUGAGGCAGAUCCCAUACACCAUGAUGAAGUUUGCCUGUUUCGAGCGAACCGUGGAGAUGCUGUACAAGUACAUAGUACCAAAACCACGCAGUGAGUGCUCCAAACCUGAGCAGCUGGUGGUGACCUUUCUUGCUGGUUAUAUUGCUGGCGUGUUCUGUGCUGUGGUGUCCCAUCCCGCUGACUCUGUGGUGUCUUUACUGAAUAAAGAGAAAGGCAGUUCAGCUGUUGAGGUGGUGAAAAGGCUGGGACCCGCAGGUUUGUGGAAGGGUCUUUUUGCUCGAAUCAUUAUGAUUGGCACACUGACCGCUCUCCAGUGGUUCAUCUACGACUCAGUGAAGGUGUACUUCCGUCUGCCCCGUCCACCGCCCCCUGAGAUGCCCGAGUCCCUUAAGAGGAAGAUGGGUCUCCUGGACUACUAGACUCCUUUCUUAUCAACAACAUCCUGAAUAACUAAAGAACGGCAAAGAUUUUUCCACAUUCACCACUUAUCCAAUAAACUCCACAGUCUCUGGAGUGUUUAUCAUUGAAGAAAGCACUAUUGAAUGAUCACUAGAUGCUCCCAGUGUCACUGUAUGUCUGCAUGAAUAUUAGAGUAAAAUCAAUCACACACUAAACAUCUGUUGACUUUUAUGUGACUCCUAUGUGUUUUGUCAAACUGUUUUGCUCUCAAUAUGUAACUAAACUAACUAAAUCUACAAAGACUAUUGUAUGUAUCAUCUAGAAAUAGAAUUGUUGAAGUGUAGAAGUGUUUUGUCAUUAUGUGUAGAAUUAUAAAAA
This is a messenger RNA of Carassius carassius (crucian carp), 1586 nucleotides long. RefSeq names its product solute carrier family 25 member 3-like. Bases 161 to 1228 code for a protein of 355 amino acids. The transcript is spliced from 7 exons. Gene Ontology annotation, molecular function: phosphate transmembrane transporter activity. The record is from RefSeq and is a predicted model, not a curated record. Gene Ontology annotation, biological process: mitochondrial phosphate ion transmembrane transport. Lineage: Eukaryota; Metazoa; Chordata; Actinopteri; Cypriniformes; Cyprinidae. Gene Ontology annotation, cellular component: mitochondrial inner membrane.